AUGAGUUUGGAGUCCCCCUUCCAGCUCAAGCAUACUAACGUCAGCCGUCCACGCCUGUCACAUUCAGAUUCGAAGCAGAGUAUUACAGCCUCCGAAGGCUACUAUUCUGUUCACUCUGCGUCUUCCGAAAUUCCAACGAGCGAGAGUGAUGAGCGAUCGAAGCCAAGUCCUGCCAAAUAUCAUACGCCUCCAUCACACCACCGCACUCCCACCCAAAGCCAUGAGCAUCUAGCUCUCAAUUCGGAUAUUCCAUCAACACAUCUUAAGGGCGUAGGCAUUCCACGACAGCAGCCUCAGUCCCCGGGGCAGCCACCGCUCACCCAGGACCAUCAUCAUCAAUCACCUACAGUCUCAACGAUCGCCGAGGAAAGACCAGAGACACAACAAGGGAGGAACUCGCGACACUUCGAUAUGGAUUCGGAAUCGCUUGCAACCACACCGGGAAUGGAUGAUACUCCAUAUAUUCGUUUUGCUAUCGAUCAGCUCACUCGUGAUGAAGAGGUUCGCGGCUCUCGCGCUUAUCCUCAGCCCUCUGUCCCGGAAGAUUAUCCCGUGGAACGAAUGGUUCCCGAUGAUGGCUUAGGUUAUAUGCAGCAGGAACAGGAGCUACAGCGAAAGCUUUCUCAUCCACCGCCGCCCAAACCCAAGCAAAUACCAGUGCGUAGUGGAGACGCGAUCCCCCCGAGAGACGUCUUUGUCCAAUUCCGACCGUCACCCCAAUCUCUCCCGCACGCACCUCUGAACUUUGUUCCGGCCAUUCUUCGCCCUCUGUGGCUUGGACUCUUCAUUCUGGCAUGCUCCAUAAUGCUCGCGGCCCUUAUAUUUGUCGCCAUAUAUUCAAACCGGAGCGGAGGGCUCGGCCUAUGGGACUACGGAACAUUUGGGGACGUCAGAUACUUCGUCCUCGAAUAUCUACCCACUUUGCUCGGAAUGAUCAUCUUAGUGUGGCUGUUUCAAGUGCAAAUUGCACUACAAAGGAUCAUUCCUUUUAUGGCCAUGACAUCGGAGUCCACACAAAAGCGAUCGAAUGCAGUCUUCAUCGACUUGUACCCAAUGCAAUUCCUCGUACCGCGGUUGCAAUAUUUCAAAGCCGGACAACCCCUCUUUGGAGCCUUCUAUCUCAUCUCAUGGCUGUUCUACUGGACCAUACCCCUUCUUGCAUCAGCGUUCAAUGUGCGAUACGACACGAAUGCACAAUUGUGGAGGUGGCUCGCCGUGCAAGGGGUUGUUUGGGCUACAGCUGCUCUUUAUAUUCUCCUUAUCAUUGCGCUCCUGAUGAUCAUGAUCAUCCUCCUUAGGACACAAACUGGGUUGAAGUGGGACCCUCGUUCCCUAGCAGACAUCAUUGCUCUACUCGAGCGGUCCAACAUCAUGGGCGACUAUGCUGGCUCUGAGACCUGGCAAAAACAUGGCUUCAAGCACCUAGGCGGUCGCAGUGACCGACUCGGGUACUGGAGCACUACAAGAAAGCCGAACGACGUCUUCUAUGGAAUUGGUGAGGAAGGUGCUGACACAAGACGAUACUCUGUCGAGCAGGGUCGCAUUCGAGAGAAGGGCCCCGAACGGUCAUCAUUCCCUGACGCCACUUCGCAAGGUGACCAGCAGCCAGGCGACUUCUCUAUCCGCAUGGACAUCAGGAGCGAGAGGGUUCGUCUACGGUAUCUGCCUUGGUACCUUAGAGAUACCUCCGUCAUUGCGUGGAUUGUCACGGUCGUUGUGCUCUUGGUCGCUUUCUUGGUGGUGUCAUUUGUCAACAGUGCUGCGCGCCUUGGGUUCCUUCCACAGGUUUUUGCACGCACCGAUGCUUCUGGAUUCUCCGCCUCCAACUUCCUUUACUCCUUCGUUCCAGCGUUCAUCGGCCACCUUUUCUUCCUUGCCAUCCUCACCUACGAUUAUUCUCUCCGCAAUCUUCGACCGUACAUGACCCUCUCUUCCAAGGGCGGCGCCACGGCCGAACAGUCGUUGUUAGUCGACUAUUCCUCCAGACUCCCCCUUUCGGCCACACUCGCCGCUCUGGAGAACAAGCAUUAUCAAAACGCCGUCUUAUCCCUCGUUUCCCUCUGCUCAACCGCCAUCCCCGUCCUCGCUGGUGGCUGCUUCUGGACGCAAUGGUACACAGAGGGCAACGUCGUGCGGGUGGCAGCCGAUCUCCCAGGAUACUAUGCCCUCUGCGUCUUUCUCGCACUAUAUGCUGUUGGCGCUGUGGCCCUCCUCCCCUCUCGCCGCAGAGCAGCUCUACCGCACGAGUCCAACACGAUAUCCGAAAUCAUAAGUUGGGUCUACCAAUCCCAAAUCAUCACCGACCGUGCCUUCGCGCGCCCACAAACAAAGUCUCAGCUUGUGGCUCGACUGAUGGGCUCCGCAUACCUCGACCGCACAUGGGCGCAGUCCUUGUCGUCCCUCCUCCGACCGAGCCGCAACAACCUCCGCAGCGAAUCCCCCCAGGACGAUGCCACGGAGAAAGCAGCCCGCCACCAUCACGCAAGGAAAGGCAAGGCCCACAAGCGCGCUCCUUCGGUCGACGAAAUGAUGACCGCAAACGAGAAACGAGUCUCCGUCCUGGAGCCCGGCACCAUCCGCUACGGCUUCGGCAUCCACGUCGGCCGCGACGGCCUCGAGCACCUGGGCAUCGACCGGGUAUCUAGAGGAGGUGCGCGGAGCGGCCGCGAACUCGUCAUUUACGAGGAGCAGCGCGAUAGAGAUUGGGCCGCGGGCGAAGUCUGA
Molecule: messenger RNA, 2724 nt
Organism: Aaosphaeria arxii CBS 175.79
Lineage: Eukaryota; Fungi; Ascomycota; Dothideomycetes; Pleosporales
Exons: 2
Coding region: 1-2724 (907 amino acids)
Source: RefSeq, a predicted model, not a curated record